AUGCCUGUCUCCCAUCUGACCCUGACUGUUGCCCACCUCCCCACCUCCACAUCAUUCUUCCUUUCCUGCCUACAACCACUCGGCUACCAGUUCAUUGGCCGCCAUGACGACUACAUUGGCUUUGGCCAGAAGACCGGGGAGCCCGCAGAUUUCUGGAUAACCGAGCAAAAACCAGGCGCCCCCGCAGGUGCCGCCCAUGUCGCCUUCCCCGCCAACUCCAAGGAUGCCGUGAGCGCCUUCUUCAUCAGCGCCCUCAAGGCCGGUGGGAAAAUCCAUGGCGAGCCCAAGGAGCGUGACUCGGACUCUGGUUACUACAGCGCCGCCGUUGUUGACUUUGACGGCAACAGCAUCGAGGCGGUAUAUCGCCCCAGCCCCUCCCCUGCCCGGUCAGAGGUCAAAUCCGAAGUCAGGUCUGUGGUGAAGUCCGAAGUCAGCAGGCCCGCUCUGGGCUUGCUGGAAAACGGCUCGGUGGUGUCAAAGGCCAGCAGCAGAGCCACCUCUGUCCGGUCCGAGAGUAUUGCGCCUCCCAGGUCUGAGGCCAGGUCUUACGUUUCCAAGGCCACGACCGCGGCUGAGAGACCCCAAUAUGAGCGCGCGCCAUCCUCGGUCACCCGUGAGAUCCAACGGGCUCCCACCGUGGUGACUCGCGAGAUCCAACAGGUUCCGUCCCCGACAUACAUCGUGCAUCACACCACGCAUACCACGACCCAGAAGGCCGACGAUGGCAAGACGGCCAAGACCAUUGUUGGCACCCUGAUUGGCGCCGCCGCGGGUGCAGCACUCGCAUAUGCCAUGACCAAGAGCGACGAAACGCCCGAGACCACGACCCCUCCCCCCCAGUAUUCUCCUCGGGACUUCGCCCAAUUGAUCUCCCCGUCCCAGGCCCCAUCCCAAGUCCAGGAGUAUCCUGGGUUCCAGGCCAUCGAGGCUCCUCCCCCGCGCAGUGUCUAUUCUUCUCGAUCCGAAGUGCGCCCCAGCCUCACUCGCAGUGUGACCUCGAAGAACCCCCGUGCGAGCACCAUCUACGAGGGCACCGAGUUCGUCCCGCGUGGCAGCGGCGGCAGUGUCUAUCUCGACGAGAACGGCCGCCGGGCAUCCGAGGGAAGCGUGUACUCCACCAAGGACAUGCCCCUGCGGGCGAUCGAGUACGCCCCGCCGGCCGACUCGCGGGGCUACCAGAGCACCCUGAUCAGCAGCUUUGUGGACAAGCCGCGAGGGGUGGACGGCGGCAGUGUCUACUCUGCCUCCACCGCCCGACCCUCCAAGGCCGCCUACCAAGAGUCGCACCACAGCUCCCAUCAUUCGUCUCACCACUCCUCCCACACCGUGACCCGAUCCCAGGCGGGCAGCACAGCCUCUUCGGCCCGCACUGCUCGCCAGGUCCCUCUCACCGAGGAGUCCAUUGCCUCUUUUGCCGCUUCCCAGCGCAGCGGUGCCAAAUCGGGAGUCUCCGCUCGCGGGAUCCCCCUCCCCGAGAGCAUCGCCGAUUUCGACGUUCAAACCCACGUCACCCCCGAUGACUCGAUCAGCCAAGUCGAUGACUCCCGCCGAUCCUCCUAUUCUCACCGGUCGCAUGCCUCCAAGCCCGCGUCGCGGGUGUCCAAGCAGUCGAGCAAGUUCGACGAGCCCGUCAAGCCCAGUGACAGCGUCAGCCAGGUCUCCACCAACGUCUCCAAGGCCUCUCAGCGGACGAUGAAGGCCAGUGGGGGCGGCAGCGGCGGCAGCAUUGCGCCCUCCAAAGCGGCGUCGAAAGUCAGCAGUCGCCGGGGCGCCAGCCAGGUGGCCUAG
This is a messenger RNA of Aspergillus heteromorphus CBS 117.55, 1788 nucleotides long. RefSeq names its product VOC family protein. NCBI's taxonomy places the organism in Eukaryota, Fungi, Ascomycota, Eurotiomycetes, Eurotiales, Aspergillaceae. The coding region runs from base 1 to 1788 and encodes 595 amino acids. The transcript is spliced from 2 exons. The record is from RefSeq and is a predicted model, not a curated record.